AUGCUUGGAGAAAAAACAGUGAAGCCAGUGGCCUGUGCUACUGAGUCAGGCGUCGCCAUCAACAAUGAGGUCUCGGUAAAUUUUCCUUCUCAAUUGCUGCCUGCUGCGCCCACUCCUGUGGUGUCAGCCCCCACUCCUCUGGUGUCAGCCCCCACUCCUCUGCUAUCAGCCCCCACUCCCAACAUGCCACAAGCUACAAAUCCUGUUGAGGCAGAGGCACUACAUUGUCUUGGACAUUAUCUCAUGUUACCUGUACGAACUAAGACGGAAAAGAACAGACAGAAGAGAACGAGAUAUAAGAUGAACAAGAGGAUGAAGAAAGCAGCUGAGGGAGAAAAAACAGUGAAGCCAGUGGCCUGUGCUACUGAGUCAGGCGUCGCCAUCAACAAUGAGGUCUCGGUAAAUUUUCCUUCUCAAUUGCUGCCUGCUGCGCCCACUCCUGUGGUGUCAGCCCCCACUCCUCUGGUGUCAGCCCCCACUCCUCUGCUAUCAGCCCCCACUCCCAACAUGCCACAAGCUACAAAUCCUGUUGAGGCAGAGGCACUACAUUGUCUUGGACAUUAUCUCAUGUUACCUUUUAGCAGAGGAGCAUAUUUCAUCCUGGUGUUUUUGUUUGAACAGGGAGAAAAAACAGUGAAGCCAGUGGCCUGUGCUACUGAGUCAGGCGUCGCCAUCAACAAUGAGGUCUCGGUAAAUUUUCCUUCUCAAUUGCUGCCUGCUGCGCCCACUCCUGUGGUGUCAGCCCCCACUCCUCUGGUGUCAGCCCCCACUCCUCUGCUAUCAGCCCCCACUCCCAACAUGCCACAAGCUACAAAUCCUGUUGAGGCAGAGGCACUACAUUGUCUUGGACAUUAUCUCAUGUUACCUGUACGAACUAAGACGGAAAAGAACAGACAGAAGAGAACGAGAUAUAAGAUGAACAAGAGGAUGAAGAAAGCAGCUGAGGGAGAAAAAACAUCAGUGAAGCCGGUGGCCUGUGCUACUGAGUCAGGCGUCACCAUCAACAAUGAGGUCUCGGUAAAUUUUCCUUCUCCAUUGCUGGCUGCUGCCCCCAUUCCUGUGGUGUCAGCCCCCACUCCUGUGGUGCCAGCCCCCACUCCCAACAUGCCACAAGCUACAAAUCUUGAUGAGGCAGAGGCACUACGUCUUCUUGCACGUUAUCUCAUGUUACCUGUACGAACUAAGACGGAAAAGAACAGACAGAAGAGAACGAGAUACAAGAUGAACAAGAGGAUGAAGAAAGCAGCUGAGGUUGCCUGUGAGAGUGAUUGCCAGCCACAUGGGGUUAUAACAGUACCUGGGAUUUUUACAUCUCUCGAGCAACAGUAUGACAAUCCAGUACCUGAGUGUAUGCGGAAUGCACAUAAUCCCCAAUAUGAGAUGCUGCCAGAGGAAAGGUCAGAAAAAUUACCUGAUGCACUUGACACAAAAGAUGAGACAGUAAAAGAUAUAGAAAAAUUGCUAUCCACAUUUCAAGAAAAACUUUUUGACCUUGAGAAGCAACUGUUGCUUGAACAGCAUCAGAGACAGGAGAUGGACUUUGAUAAACAUGAUGUGGACACUGAAUUCAUUGGCCUCAACGAUUAAUUGGAUAAGUGUAUACUCAAAUUGAAGAGGUAAAGUGGUAACAUGCGACUAGCAGAGAAGAAUUCACCCUAACCGUCAUUAAUACUGAUGAAGAAGCUGCUGGCAAGGCUGAGUCUCAGAAGGCUUUUACGAACUUAACUUACAAUUGGCUGAGACAUUCGGUAGGACUCCUUGGACGAGGGAUCGGCCUGUCGCAAGGCCACUACCUGUACGCAGGGCAACACAACGCGGAAGGACAUCCAUGGCUUGAGUGGGAUUCGAACCCACGUUCCCAGCGACAAAGCGGCAUAAGGCCCACACCUCAGACCGUACAGCCCCUGCGGACCCCCAUCAUCAAACGUGUCACUAACCAACAGCCUCACAAGUAUGAUUUGAGGUUUUCAUAGCGGUGAGCCUGAAGAUUGCUCUUUUCUGGGUUAUUGUGCAGAUUUCCACCAACGUUUCAGAAGUCAUGCUGCCUCUGUUAUCGUCGCCCUGAUGACGGAGGCAGCAUGAUCUCUGAAAUGUUGGUGGAAAUCUGCCAGACUACAUGGCUCAAUAAUCCAGAAGACAGCACUCUUCAGCUUCUCAAGUCAUAAUCAUUUCAGUCAAUGUACAAGGGUGAAUCUAGUAGAUAGAAAUUAUUAAAACUUUGCAUACCA
Molecule: messenger RNA, 2228 nt
Organism: Zootermopsis nevadensis
Lineage: Eukaryota; Metazoa; Arthropoda; Insecta; Blattodea; Termopsidae
Source: RefSeq, a predicted model, not a curated record